Dermatophagoides pteronyssinus (European house dust mite) is the source of this 2019-nucleotide messenger RNA. RefSeq lists its product as uncharacterized. The record is from RefSeq and is a predicted model, not a curated record. NCBI's taxonomy places the organism in Eukaryota, Metazoa, Arthropoda, Arachnida, Sarcoptiformes, Pyroglyphidae.
ACUAUUUUCGUUGUUGUUGUUGUUGUUGUUUGAUGAAAUCAUCAUCAUUCAUCUGUGUUGGUUUUUCUGUGUACAUAUUUGAUUGAAAAGGAAUUUUUUUUUCAAUAAAAUGUUGCUACCAUUACGGUUAAUCAAUAUUAUUAUCUUUUCAUUUGAAUUUACUUCGAUAAUAAUAAUUUUAUUACAAAUACAAAGAUAUGAAUCAUUAUUAUCAUCAUCAUCAGAUUCAUUAUCAUUAUUGGAAAAUAUUAAUAAUUCAUCGAUUGUAAUUGGAUCAUGUUCACGACCAAAUAUACCACCAAAAGCACGAAUACGUUUUGUAUCCACUGAAAAGGUUAAAUUUGCUGAAAAUGAAACUAUUUAUAUUAUUUGUGAAGAGAAUCAAUUCCCACAUCAUGUACAAAAACGAAAAUGUCGUCAUGGACAUUGGCAUGGUAAACAGGCACGUUGUGGUAAAGCAGUUGUAACAAAAAUAAAUCGAUUAGAAGCAAGUGAAUGUUCGGGAUCGGAUCAAUCAUUAUUAUCAUUGAAUUUAACACAAUCAGAUGAAACACCAUAUCCAUUGCCACCAAAUUCAUUUCAUUUUACACGUGUACCGGAAAACACUGUACUUUCAGUAUUCGGUUCGGAUUGUUAUCGUUGGAAUAUUCAAUUUGAACAACCAGUUGAAAUACAAUAUUUAUUAAUCGAUAUUAAUAUACAGAAAAAUGAUUUAAUUAAAAAAGAACGGCCAAAAAUUGAUGUUAAUAUUAAAAAUAGAAAAUGUCAAUUAGAACAUACAAGCUAUCAAGUAAUUGAACAGGAAGAAAUAUUUGGAAAUUAUUUUUUCUGUGAUUUAUAUGAAAAUAUUACUAAAAGCAAUACAACAACAAAUACAAUGACAAAAUUGAUGCUCGAUGAUAAUAUUAUUAAAACGGAUAAUAUUGAAUUAAUUGUAAAAACAGCAAACAGUAAUCUUAGUGUUGGCCUAGAAGCGGUAUUUAUUGGUGAAACAUAUAAAAAAUUAUUAAAACAUUUGGGCAAUAAAUCUAAUAUUGAAUGUGGCCGUUUAGAAAUUGAACGAACAGGUGUUCUCGAACAGAUUGAAAUGGGACAUGUUGUAAUAAGCUGUAAUGAUUCAUUUAUAACUUCAUCAAACAAUAACAACAGUCGUGAACUUUUCACCUGUGAUGCAAAUGGAUUAUGGCAAGGUAAAUUUCCAUUAUGUUUACCAAAGACGACAUGUUCAAAAAAUGAAAUUAUCGAAACAUUAAAUCCAACAAUACAAUUGGAACAAAUUGGUAAUGUUUAUUGGAUAAAUGAUAGUGAAUGGUUGGCAAUUGAAAAAACAUGGAUACAUUAUACAUGUGCAAAUUUCGAAGGUAUUAUGGUUGGUAAAUCGGAACGUAUCUGUGUUGGAGGUCGUUGGACCAAUAAAGUUCCACAUUGUACAACAGCACUUCAAUCCGGUUCAAUUACAAUCAGUAUCAUUAUAGUUAUAUUGAUUAUAUUGAUAACAAUUUUUUCAUUAAUUGUUUAUCUAUCAAUUCGUGCACAUGGUAAAAAGAUAAAUAAAAAAUUAGAAUCAGCUAAAUAUGAAUUAGAGGAAAAAGCAUUGAAUAAACAAAUAUCAGCAUCAUCGGAUGGUUAUUAUUCAGAUAUUGGUUUAGAAACAAUAUAUGAAGAUUGUAAAGAAAUCUAUACAAUGCCUGAUUAUGAAAUGGCUGAUGAUAAUUUUUUACGUUAUGAUAUUGAUCCGGCAAGAAGAAUACAACCACAACAAUUAACAUCAACAUCAUCCGGAUCAUCAUCAUCACAACAAUUUCCAUCAUCAAUAAUAAAACAAUUACCAAUUGAACCUGAAUAUCUAACAAUGACUGAAGGUACAUUGAAUCGACCGAAAACUAAACCACCACAACCACCAUCAACCAUAAAUUAUGAUGUUUAUGAAUAUUCUAUAUGAAAUUUAAAAUCAAUCAUACCGGUAUCGGAUUGAGAAAUAGAAACAAAAAAAAAACAAACAUUGUAAAUAUCCUUAAA